Molecule: messenger RNA, 1554 nt
Organism: Danaus chrysippus (African queen)
Lineage: Eukaryota; Metazoa; Arthropoda; Insecta; Lepidoptera; Nymphalidae
Source: the annotation of a GenBank genome assembly
AUGUUUAUGAAACUUUCUAAAAUGGUAUAUAAAAAAUAUUGUGUUGUGCUUCUGAUUUUCGCUCUAGCGAUAGUUCAGGCUGUCGGUUACGACACGGAGCUGUUCGAGACCGUCGCCUGUGAUAGCACUGCAUGUUUUGAUUCACUACACGGAGCUCUGGGUGAUUGUUCCUGUAAUGUUGACACGAUCGACUAUUUCAAUAAUGUGAAGAUAUUCCCUCGCAUCCAGAGUUUGGUGAGCAAAGACUAUUUUCGUUUCUACAAGGUCAACUUGAAAAAAGAAUGCCCGUUUUGGGCCGACGAUAGCAGGUGUGCCAUGAAAUAUUGCCAUAUAAAAACUUGUUCCAAGGAGAGUGUUCCCGGUUUCGAGAAUGACUACGAAAAUGAACUCGAGGAGGAACCACCGGCUCUUAAGUAUUCCCAGGAGGCCCAGACUCCAUGUAACAGUGACGCAGACCAUGAUCCCGCUCUCGGAUAUCUUAACAUGACCCUAAGUGUCGCAAGUCAAUUCGAAAUCGCGAAAUGGAAAGCUUACGACGAUUCUGUUGGUAACUUCUGUGAUUGUGAUGAUAAAGAUGCUGAAGCGGAAUAUGUAGACUUGUCAUUAAAUCCCGAGAGAUACACAGGGUACAAAGGCACCUCCGCACACAGGAUUUGGAGAAGCAUCUAUGAAGAGAAUUGUUUCAGACCUAAGGUUAAUCCAUACAAAUCUUUUCCUUAUGUUUUAAGCUCGGAUUUAGGCAAUAUGUGUUUGGAGAAAAGAGUUUUCUAUAGAGCAGUUUCUGGGCUACAUACAAGUAUAAACAUACAUUUAUGUUCAAAAUAUUUGCUAUCAGAAAAGAAGUUAGGUUUCGCCGCUCCACCAGAAGGUGAAUGGGGACCGAACCUGGCUGAGUUCCAACGUCGUUUUGAUCCAUCCCAAACAUUUGGUGAAGGUCCAAAUUGGCUGAAGAAUCUAUACUUUGUAUACUUACUUGAAAUGAGAGCUUUGGCUAAAGCCGGACCGUAUUUGGAACGCGAAGAUUAUUUCACCGGUAACCCUGUCGAAGAUGAGGAAACAAGAGAUGCUAUACGCAACAUGCUAGGAGUUAUAUACACAUUCCCCGAUCACUUCAAUGAAUCAUCUAUGUUCAACGGAGGCAGCCCGGCUGCAAAAUUAAAACAGGAAUUCCGAGAUCAUUUUUGGAACAUUUCACGUAUAAUGGAUUGUGUUGGAUGUGAUAAAUGCAAGUUGUGGGGCAAGUUACAGACCCAGGGUUUGGGGACCGCACUCAAAAUAUUAUUCUCCGGCCAGUGGGAUAGUUUUGAUGAGGAAGCGGAGAAGGGGAGAAUAGUACUGCGGCAUAAAGCACACAAGCGCUUACAAAGGACUGAGAUAGUGGCACUAUUUAAUGCCUUCGCAAGAUUAUCAAAUAGCAUAAGGGAAUUAGAAAACUUCAGGAAUAUGCUCAGCGCCCUCACAGACGGCCAGAAGGACGUGUAUAGCGGAGCGGCCGGUGACAUGAAACGAGAGCGCUGUACAUCAGGAGUAUCGAAACCUAGCCUUUGGAGUUAG